Styela clava is the source of this 2849-nucleotide messenger RNA. RefSeq names its product nudC domain-containing protein 1-like. The record is from RefSeq and is a predicted model, not a curated record. Lineage: Eukaryota; Metazoa; Chordata; Ascidiacea; Stolidobranchia; Styelidae.
AAACGAUCGUUAUGUCCACUACGUGUCCAAUAAGUAAACGCUUUUUGUUUUCAUGUCACCUCUUCGAUGUAUGCUGCCACUUAUUGCCUACGUGACGCCACGCGUGCUGCAGUUACUUUGUAGAAACAAAAUUUUAUUUUACCUGGACUAUCGCGGUGGAGUCAGAAAUGGAAGACGAGUUUGAUGUAAUUCUUUUCGGUGAUUCACGCGAAAGAGAUCGUGGGUAUGUAGAAGGAAUAUCGCACGGAUCCAGAGUUGGAAAGCUGGAAGGUUUUUCAACAGGAUUGAACCAAGGACGUUUGACAGCUGGAGAAAUUGUUUUUUAUCUGGGAUUUUGUGAAACAUACAUUAUGCAGCUGAAAAAUUUAUCGAGUAGUGCAAACUCAAAUAAUUUUAAAUCUUCUCCCGACCAAAGUAAACUUACAUUAAAGUUGAAAAACACAAUCUCACUUAUAAACGAGUUUAUAACCCUCUCACCAGAGGAUGAAAAAUAUUCAAAAUAUAUGAACGACAUUCGAACGAAUCUGAAAAUUUUGUCCUCAAAAUUGAAAGUUUCUAUUAGUUUUUUAAAAAAUUCUAGUGAUGUAAAUUUUUAAUAGGAAGAAAUAAUAUCAAUUUUUGGCUAUGCACUGUACUUCUUUUUAUGAUUGACUAUUUUAUGCCAUGUCUGCAUGUUGUUUACAUGAAGGUGUGCUCCAAAUCCUGGAUAUUGAAUUUUAAAAGGAUAUGUUGUAUCAUAUUUCGCUGCGAUGAUAAAUGUUACCUAAUUUAACUAUGUGCAAGUGUAUAUUCUCAUUCAUCGUUUUUUAUCAGUGUUCACAUUUAGUCACACAAUUUUCGAUGACCACUUGCUUGAUUUUGUCAAAUUCCUCACAAUUGUAAGGUUUGGUUAUCAGUGCAAUUAUGAUAUAUUUUUAGUGCUCUUCAGUGUAAAAUUAUCAUAAAAUGGAUGCCAAAAAUAUUAAUUUGCGCCCUGACUGGAAUUUAUUGGAUUCUACUUUUGAAUCAUAUAAGCUGUCUCUACAGCAAUUGCCGGUGUAUCAUGUAAAUCCAGACUGUGAAUUGGAUACGGUAACUUUGGCUAAUGAUGAUUUCUCAUACAAUCGAACAAAGGUUCUCUCCCUUCACAACUACUUAUUUGGCGAUCCAUGGAAUGAAAAGGAAUGCUAUUUUGUGGAUAAAGCUGGUCAUAUUAAACGUUUGUCUGUUAUUGUUGAGGCUUCAAUAGGACAACCUCGAUCAGUUUUUCAACUAGGAUCUCAUUUUUUACAAACUGAAAGGCAUAUGCCUGUAACAAUAUCUUUCCCCUCAGCUAAUUUAUGUUUGAUAUCUGAUGGGGCAGGAUUGGUAUAUCUUCUUGAUACUGGGAACCGACAAACUGAUACAACUCAAAAAACAAAAUGGACUAUCUUAUUAAGUGGGAACAUAGUAGGUGAAAAUUCGGAACCUUCUGUACUUCUGUGUUCACGGCAGCAUUUUGAAGAUGCAGAACCUGAAUCUGGAGAUCAUGGAAAAAAAGAUGUCAUUGAUAUUUUGACUUUACGAUUUCAGGAUGAAAAGAAAGAUGAUGCCGUGAUAUCACAAGCUGUUGUGGAAUGGACUUGGUUAUUUCGAUAUGACGAAAAGUCCAAAUUUGAAAUUGGCGGACAUAGAAUGUUCAAAGGGAAACAAGCACCUUUCUAUGCCACCUUGGGUGAAAGUGGUAAAGAAUUAUUCAUCGGGUCACAUUCACCAAUGAAAUAUGCUACUGAUUGGGAACAGCAGGUUUUGAGUGAAGAAAUGGAGAUUGAGAAUGGAGAAGCUGCUGAUAAAAUGGACUCCGCACCAGAAAAUUCAGAAUCUCUGUAUAAAUGGACUCAAACAGAUGAAGAUGUAACUGUUAUGAUUCCUAUGCCAGAAGGAGCAGACAAAACUUCUGUUGUAUAUGGCUUGUCCAAAAGUAAGUUAACUGUUGGUUUCAAGGAUGCGACAGGAAAGAUUAGUUAUGUUCUGGAUGGGAAACUAUUUGUCGAAGUCGACCAUGAAUCGAGUAACUGGUCUGUUGAGGGCCAAACCUUGACCGUAACAAUCUCAAAAGAAUUGGAAGGCCAAAACUGGCCAAUUGUUAUAUUAGGUGACACUAGUGGUCAGAUGAUUCCCAACAACGCAGAUCAAGAUGUUGACAUGGAGACAAAAGAUGAAAUGGCAGAUUUAGAAGCAAGAGGUUUUCAGCCUACAGGCCUUGAUCACUACGAGGAUUGUGAUGACUUGCCUGAUGCGGAUUCAAUGCUGUACAUGUUUGAUGCUACAGAAAACAAAUUCACUUAUGAAGCAGGCAUAGCAAGUAAUCAGUGGCUAUUUAACUGUUACUAUAAUCAUAAAUUAUGUACAGUGCUGCGACAUGAUAUUGACGCUUUAGUGUGGGAAUCUGACACUCCCAGUGAGUCUUGUUCCAGUCCCUGGAAACAUGUUGCAACAUUCAAUGCACUCGGGUACGUGAGAGCAUCUAAAGAAGAUGUAAAAUAUUCAGGAUGCUCUCCGAAUGCCUCUUAUUCUGCAUUAUGUGAAUCCAGCAGCAGGGUGUUUGUUUAUCACAGCCCAACGACAACUGCGGCACCCCUUAAAAACCGAAAAACAGGCAAAAGCAUGCAUGUUUCGAAACAGCAAGUAGUCUCAUUGCCUUCCAAUGAACCGAUACUUGGAUUUCAUGCAUCUUCUGAACUUAUGUUCGUGCUCACAGGAGCUAAGAUUUUUAUAAUUAAAGUGACUGCUCCAGACACAUGACUGUCAGUCAGAUUCACUACAACAAAUAUCAAUCAUAUCUACUGUAUUGCAAUUUUGCCGAAAUAGAAAACUCUAGUGCAAAAAAA